GAUAAGUGAUGUCAACCACAAGCUAAUGCAAGAUAAUAGUUAUGAUACGUGACAUGCGUAUACUUUGACUUGUGAAUUCAUGGUCUCUACUCUUUCAUAGGAUCUAACUAACCUCCUACAGUAAAGACAGAAAGUCUUCCAACGAGAAUUUGAGCUUUGCCAAACGCGUUUUAAAUCCCUUCUUAUUAAGUUUUUUUUCUUCCUCUAACUAAUUUCUUGUCUGAAAGUUUUGGUGACUAACACAUGUACCAUACAUAUAUCUCUGUUUAUGUGGAUCAUUUUAUUUGACUUGAAAACUAGUUAAACAGAAAGCUAUACAAGGUGGAGCACAAAGGCAAAAAGUUAAAAAGACACGAGAACUGUUGCUUCUUACUUUAGUUUUAGUUGCACUGAUCCAAAUUAGAGUUUGCCUGUUCCUUAAGUUAACACAAAAUGGUAAAUACACUCAACAGUUAGAAAUCAAAUAAACAAUAAUCGGUUAAUCAUGUUUAUAGCCACCCAAGCUAGUUUUGACACCAAUCAAAUAACAACACUAACUCGAUUAUCUAAAAUCCCAACUACCAGCAAAUAGAGAGGAUGGUCAUUUAGAUCCGUAUGGUACUACAUGCUUACACUUUGACUUCUAUUCCACCAUUCAUGGUCUCCAUACUCUAUUGUAGAGAGAAGAUCUAGGGAACUUUCCUUUUUUUUAACGGACUAUCAUACAUACUAAAUCAUUUUCUUAAUGUAUAUUUUACAAUUAAAAAGAUGAAUCACUAUUCAGUAAAAAAAAUUUAUAAAUAGCUAAAUCACAUUAACAUGAAUCCCAAACCAUCUCUUACCACUUUCUCCAAUACAAUCACUCUUGUUCAUUGAUGUUCUUACCCAAACACACAUCUUAACGUGGAAAAAAAAAAGAAAGACUCAGACAAAGCUAACUGUCUUUUGUUUCAUUUCGUUGUCACAUGGCCACUGAUUCAGCAAUGUUCGCAUCCUCACGUCGGAGGCAAUCUCCGUCGCUGGAGGCGUUUCUAUCACCGGUUGAUCUCUCCGACGUCCCUCUCCUUCGAACACUAUCUUCCACCUCAUCAGAGAUCGUCUCGUGCUUCAGCAACGCACGUUUCUCCUUCCAACGUAGAAACACCCGUUCCCUGAUACGUAAAGUCCAAGUCAUCGCCGUCUUGCUCCAACACCUCGCACCCGAGUCAAGCUUGGAUCCCACGGCGGUGCUCUGCUUCAAGGAGCUCUAUCUCCUCCUCCACCACUCGAAGUUCCUCCUCCGCUACUGCGCUCACUCCUCUAAGCUAUGGCUCUUGCUGCAAAGCCCCUCGCUCUCGAGCUUCUUCCACGAUCUGAGCAAAGACUAUUCGACCCUCUUAGAUGUCCUCCUCCCCGCUGAGAGUCUCUGCCUAAACGACGACAUUAGAGAGCAAGUCCAGCUCUUGCACAUGCAGCACUACGUUGACGAUAACAACGACGAGACGCUGCGUAACAGACUCUAUUCGUUUCUCGACGAGUUCGAGAACGGGAGUGUACCAAACUCGGAAGAGCUAAGCUUCUUCUUCUUCGAGAAACUCGGGAUUAAAGAUCCAACAAGUUACAGAGAUGAGAUCGAGUUUCUUGAAGAAAAGAUCAAAACCUACGGUUGUGACUUGGAGCCUACGAGGUCGGUGAUCAACGGGUUUGUAGAUAUCACACGGUACGUUAUGUUUCUCUUAUUCAAGAUAGAAGAUAGUAACGAGAUUAAGAAACAGAGGAAAGGUUUGAUCUCUGAGGAGAUUGAGAACACGUUUACAACGCUUCCAAAGGAUUUCAUCUGCUCCAUCUCUCUCAACAUCAUGAACGAUCCUGUUGUGAUCGUCUCCACCGGACAGACUUACGACCGAAGCUCCAUCGCUAGGUGGAUUCAUCAAGAAGGUCGCUCUACUUGUCCCAAAACAGGACAGAAGCUCGUGGACUUGAGUUUCGUUCCCAAUCUAGCUUUGAGACACUUGACAACGCUUUGGUGCCAAGUAAACGGUUUGUCUCAUGACUCACCACCACCUAAAGAGUCUCUCCCUAAGGUGUUUCAAACAAGAGCUUCGACGGAAGCAAACAAAGCAGCUAUAUCGAUUCUCGUACAGAACCUAGCACACGGCUCAGAGUUGGCUGCAGGAGAGAUCCGUGUUCUCACUAGAACAGUAACGGAAACGCGUACGUUGAUCGUGGAAGCAGGUGCGAUCCCGUAUCUGCAUAGUCUUCUCAAAUCCCAAAACGCUGUUGCGCAGGAGAACGCAGUCGCAUCGAUCUUUAACUUGUCUAUCGACGAAGCAAACAGGAGUCUGAUCAUGGAAGAACACGACUGUCUCGAGUCGAUAAUGAGCGUUCUAGUCUCCGGUCUUACGAUGAGAGCUAAGGAGAUAGCAGCAGCCGCGUUGUACACUCUUUCCAGCGUACAUGAUUACAAGAAAACGAUAGCAAACGCUGAUGGCUGCAUCGAGUCGCUUGCAUUGGUGCUGCGAAACGGAACCGUGAGAGGGAAGAAAGAUGCUGUCUACGCUUUGUAUAGCUUAUGGUUGCAUCCGGAUAACUGCAGCUUGGUGGUAAAAAGGGGAGGAGUGUCUGCUCUGGUUGGAGCUUUAGGGGAAGAGUCUGUGGCGGAGAAAGUUGCGUGUGUGUUGGGUGUGAUGGCAACUCAAGCUUUGGGAGCAGAGAGUAUAGGGAGAGAGGAAUCAGUUGUGACGGGGCUCAUGGAGCUGAUGAGAUGUGGAAGACCUAGAGGCAAAGAAAAAGCUAUUGCGACACUGUUACAACUCUGCACACUAGGUGGAGCGGUUGUGAAGGAGAAGGUUGUGAAAACACCGGCUCUUGCGGUCUUGACGCGUAAGCUUUUGCUAACGGGUACAGACCGAGCUAAGAGGAAAGCGGUUUCACUCUCUAAGGUAUGCAAGGGGUGCGACCAAAACACACAGAGAUAGACGGUCUUGUAAUAGAGAAGGGAAUUAUAGAACCGUUCUUGUGAUCUCUAUAUUUAUGCAUGUCUUAAAAAAGUGUGUUAAGGGAGACAGCAGGAUAAACCUUUAUACAUGUUAUUGUAUGA
This is a messenger RNA of Brassica napus (rape), 3058 nucleotides long. RefSeq names its product U-box domain-containing protein 17-like. Gene Ontology annotation, biological process: protein ubiquitination. Lineage: Eukaryota; Viridiplantae; Streptophyta; Magnoliopsida; Brassicales; Brassicaceae. The coding region runs from base 945 to 2936 and encodes 663 amino acids. The record is from RefSeq and is a predicted model, not a curated record. Gene Ontology annotation, molecular function: ubiquitin-protein transferase activity; protein binding. Gene Ontology annotation, cellular component: nucleus; cytoplasm. The transcript has a single exon.